Messenger RNA from Corylus avellana, 3047 nucleotides. Lineage: Eukaryota; Viridiplantae; Streptophyta; Magnoliopsida; Fagales; Betulaceae. The record is from RefSeq and is a predicted model, not a curated record.
UUCUACUAAAACAAACAAUCUCCUGUUUUCACAACCUCACAGAGCUGAACUCCUUUUUCGCUCUCAUGGCAGAAACACUCACCUCUCUCUGUGUUUUCCUUCUACUCCUAUAUCCUGUAAAGCCUCAAGGCGAUGCUAGGCCCUUGUUGGAAGAGUUCGGCGGCGGGUUCAGUGCUGCUGGCAACAACAUGAGCUUAGACGGCGUUGCAGGGGUUGACAACAAUGGCGUACUUCGGGUAACAGACUUCUCGGCCAUGGCACUGGGCCACGGGUUUUAUUCACACCCAAUCCAAUUCAAGAACUCCAGCGGCGAAGUCAUGUCCUUCUCCACCUCCUUCGCUUUCGCUAUAAUUCCCCAGCCUGGGAUACAAGGCGGCGACGGCAUGGCUUUCGCAAUCUCUCCCGUAAAAGGGAUUCCUGGGGGUGAUUCAGGCUCUUAUCUUGGCCUCUUCAACGCCACCAACAAUGGGAACUCCUCCAACCACAUAUUAGCGGUCGAAUUCGAUACUUACAAGAACGUUCAGUACGGUGAACCCGAUGGCAACCAUGUUGCUAUCGACAUCAAUAGCAUCUCAUCCAUCAAAUCUACUCCGGUCAUGCAAUUUAAGGGUAAUGAUACGACCGGUACCCCCCUUAAUUUGACGAGUGGUCAGGUAAUUCAGGCAUGGAUCGAUUAUAAUUCGCCAACAAAUCAAUUAGAUAUCAGGCUUUCCACCGACUCUGCUAAACCCAGUUCUGUACUUUUGUCCUCUAAAGUUAUCCUCUCAGAAAUUCUUAACGAAUCCAUGUACAUCGGGUUUUCUGCUGCUACUGGUUUAGCAGCGAGCUCGCAUUGUAUCCUGGGUUGGAGCUUCAACGUGAAUGGAGACGCCAAAUCUCUCGAUUUAUCUCAACUUCCUAAGCUCCAGCUCCCCACUACUGCCACUGGGAACAAAAAGAAUCGUGGAGGCCUAAUUGUUGGCGUCUCUGUUUCAUGUGCUCUGGCUGUGAUUUUGCUUACUGCUUUGUCGUUUUACAUCGUCAGGAGGAAAAAGAUGGCUGAUGUGGUUGAGGAGUGGGAGCAUGAUAUUGGUCCGCAUAGAUUUCCUUACGAGGAGCUGAAUAAAGCAACAAAAGGUUUCAAUGAGAAAGAGCUAAUUGGAUCUGGUGGAUUCGGUCGAGUUUACAGAGGAAUUCUGCCAAACUCAGACACCCAAGUCGCAGUCAAGCGUAUUUCCCAACAUUCAAAACAAGGUUUGCAAGCGUUUAUAUCGGAGGUUUCUACUAUUGGGCGUCUUCGGCAUAGAAAUUUGGUUCAAUUAUUGGGUUGGUGCCGUCGGGAAGCUGAUCUACUACUUGUGUAUGAAUUCAUGCCUAAUGGAAGUUUGGACAAUCACCUGUUUGAUGAGCCCAAAUCAGUCCUGAGCUGGGAACAAAGGUUCAAGAUCAUCAAAGGAUUGGCUUCAGGGCUUCUAUACUUACACGAGGAGUGGGAAAAAGCUAUAGUUCACAGAGACAUCAAGGCCGGAAAUGUUUUGUUGGAUUCUGAGUUUAAUGCAAGGCUGAGCGAUUUCGGUCUUGCGAAGCUAUACGAGCACGGCUCUAAUCCAAGCACCACCAGGGUGGUGGGUACGCUGGGUUACAUGGCACCUGAGCUGAUGCGCACAAGCAAGCCGACGACCAGGUCGGAUGUGUAUGCUUUCGGCGCUUUGUUGCUGGAAGUGGUAUGCGGUAGAAGACCCAUUAAUCCUACAGCAUCGUCUGACUCUGAGGAGCUGAUGCUGCUGGUGGACUGUGUUUGGGAGAAGUGGGCUGCAGGAGCAGUGCUUGAUGUUGUAGACCCGAGGAUGGAGGGGAAGUUUGACGAGGAUGAGGCGGUUUUGGUGCUCAAACUGGGCUUGAUUUGUUCAAAUGAUGAAGCCGAGGCACGCCCGACGAUGAGGCUGGUGGUGCGGUACUUGGAGGGCGAGCUGGCGCUGCAGGAAGAGGUGGCAAUGCCAAAUAAGAGAAAAAGUGGUGCUCGUGGUACUGUUGAGAUUGAGGACUAUACGCAAUCCAUUCCGACUACGUCGUCCGUGUAUGACGUUUAUGGUAGGUAGAUAGGCCGUAGGCCGAUACUUCAAAGCUCCCGUACUUUCUUUGCAAAAACACUUAUGCCCAAAUCUCUACAAUUUUUCUAUUUACCUUUCUACUAUAAAAAAAAAAAAAAUAUAGGUAUUUUGAGAAUUUUAACAUAAUUUAACGAAAAAAAACUUAAUGAAAUGUUGAUAUUAUAAAAAUUAGAAGUUUGAUACAGUAAAUUAAUUAUUUUUUAACUUGAAAAGGCAAUUACGAAAGCAACAAAGUUUGUGGGGUUAAGUAAAGUUAUCUUUUUUAUAUAUAUUAUUCUCUUCCUUUUCAUUUCCUUGUAAUGUGUUUGUUUUGAUAAUCCUUUCUAAGUUUUCCUUUUUUCUUUUUUCUUUUAAUGUUUUGAUGUAAGCUGUAAUAAGUUUUUAACUUUCUAUGAAUGCUUUAUGAGAGAAAUUGUUUCUUAAUAUUUUGACUUAAUAAAAAAGUUAUCAAACAAACCCUCGAACUUUCAAAUGUUGUGAGGCUCAAAAAUAAGAAGCCCGUGCAGACUAUUUCUCUUAAAGCAUUGGACUUGAUGGAAACAAUCAAACAAAUUUAAAGUUCUGGAUCCCACAAAUAGAUUGGGAUGGCUGAGUGUUUGUUAAAAGUUUUGGGUCCACCAACAACUUUAAUGGCUAGGACCUGGCCCUUUCCCUCCGGAUAAUUAUUUGGGUCCACCAAAUAAUUUUUCCCUUUCUAAUUGGGCAGACAAUUAUGAGAGAUUAUUGAUAAGACAUUAAGGCUUAAUUGUCCAAACUGGGUUUAAGCACCAGCUCGAACAAUUAAACCUUAUCCGAAGCCUUUUAUAAUUGUAAAGAAUUUUUGCAAUUCGAACCGAGAAUUGCAGGGAUCCUAAUCCUUCCAUCGAAGGAUGCUUGUGAAAUUUGAAAUUUCAUGUGUUUGCAAUAUGAUUUCUGGGUUGUAAUAUUUUUAAGCCAUGGUUUAGGUUGGUGUUUAUU